Psilocybe cubensis is the source of this 588-nucleotide messenger RNA. RefSeq lists its product as uncharacterized. Gene Ontology annotation, molecular function: actin filament binding. The transcript is spliced from 7 exons. The record is from RefSeq and is a predicted model, not a curated record. Lineage: Eukaryota; Fungi; Basidiomycota; Agaricomycetes; Agaricales; Agrocybaceae. Gene Ontology annotation, biological process: Arp2/3 complex-mediated actin nucleation; actin filament polymerization. Gene Ontology annotation, cellular component: actin cytoskeleton; Arp2/3 protein complex. Bases 1 to 588 code for a protein of 195 amino acids.
AUGCCGAAACUCCGCUUCCUGAUCACAAGUGCCGUCACUGGUACUGCAAAGGGGAAGUACCUAAACCCCUCUGCCAUGUCGAACGUUUUAAGACCAUAUCUUGCCGCGGUUAGAUCAACUCUAACAGCUGCUCUAACCUUGGAGAACUUUGGCUCGCAGGUUGUGGAACGACACAAUAAACCGGAAGUCGAAUCCGCGUCCUCUAAGGAAGUCCUCCUCAACCCCCUUACAAUAUCGCGAAAUGAAAACGAACGCGUCCUGAUUGAGCCUUCAGUCAACUCGAUAAGAUUAAGCAUCAAGAUCAAACAGGCGGAUGAAAUUGAACGAAUUUUAUGCAACAAAUUUACCCGUUUCAUGAUGCAGAGAGCUGAGAGCUUCAUUGUGCUGCGGCGGAAACCAGUAGCGGGUUAUGACAUCUCAUUCUUGAUAACCAAUACACAUACGGAGACCAUGCUUAAACACAAAAUUGUCGAUUUCAUCAUUCAAUUCAUGGAGGAGGUCGAUAAGGAAAUCAGCGAGAUGAAACUAAGUCUGAAUGCCAGAGCGCGUAUUGUUGCUGAAUCGUACCUGACAGCGAUUCAAGGAUAA